CUCCGCUCCGCGCCGGCCGCCCGCGGCGCCGCCAUGUACCCGGCCUGGGGCCUUUACGGGGCGGCGGGGCACUACCCGCCGCCGCCCACCUCCAUCCCUCCGCCGCCGCUGCCCAUCCCUCCGCCCAGCGUGCCGCCGCCCGCCGUGCCGCCGAUGCCGCUGCCCAGCUACCCGCCGCCGGGCCCCGCGCCCCCCGCCGCCGCCCCGCCGCCGCCGCCCAGCGGCACCUCGGGCUUCCUCAGCCUGCAGGAGCAGCACCUGGCGCAGCUGCAGCAGCUCCAGCAGAUGCACCAGAAGCAGCUGCAGUCCGUGCUGCUCGGGCCGCCGCCGCCGCCGGGGCCGCCCCCCCCGGGGCUGCCCCCGCCGCCGCUGCCCGGCUCCUUCCCGGACUGGCAGCAGCCGCCGCCCGCCGUUCCUCCGCCGCCGGUGCGCAGCUACCAGAAGCAGUUCUCCCACCGCGAGCCGCCCCCCGCCGCCCGCAAGCCGCCGCCCGCCGCUACUUCCCGGGAGCGCGACGGCGCGGAGCCGCCCGCCGGGCACGGCGAGUGGGGCGAGCCCGCGCCUUCCGAGCCCGUGCCCAUGGACAUGGAGCUGUCGUCGCCGCCGCAGUCCCCGCAGCCCGCCGCGCAGCCAUACCUACCCGCGCAGCCAUACCUGCCGCCGCCCGCCUCCUCCCCGCAGCCCCAGCCCUACCUGCCCCGUCCGCAGGCCUCGCAGCCGCCGCCCGCCUUCUCCGAGCCGCCCCCCUCUUACCUGGAGCCCCCUCCGAGCGGCGCCGCGCCGCCCUUUCUGCCGCCUCCCGCGCAGCCCUACCUGCCCCCCCCGCAGCCCUACCUGCUGCCCGCGCAGGCCUCUCCCUCGCAGCCCGCUCCGCCCGGCCCCGCCGCCAAGGCCGCCCAACCCCGCUUCACCCCCCCGCCCGCCGCACUGCCCGAGGGGGGCACGGAGGGAGGCACGGAGCAGCGCGGCACCCCGCAGCCCGACCCGGCCACCAUGACGCCCCAGGAACAGCAGCAAUACUGGUACCAGCAGCACUUGCUUAGUCUACAGCAAAGAGCAAAAGCCCAUGCUCAGGGACAGCAGCAAAUGAAAGGCCCAGGAGUAGGGAAGGAUUCAUCUGAACAGAGAGCAAAGUCUGAAGAAGGGAAAAUGAGUGCUUCAACUCAGCAGUCUGAACUUCCUCCGCUUAAUGAAUCCUUGCCUCCAGCAUCUAAGGAAGAUGAGUCUUCUCUCACAUCCUCUGAUACUCAGCUUAAUAUUGAUCCUCCUGAUGACCCCGAGGAAGAUUUGAGAUUGCAGCAGUUGCAAGCAGCAGCAGCUCAAUGGCAGCAGCAUCCCCAUCACCGAGUUGGAUUUCAGUACCAGAGAAUAAUGCAGAAGCAUGCCCAACUGCAGCAGAUAGUACAGCAGUAUCAGCAAAUCAUGCAGCAGCCUCCCCAUCUACAGACGAUGUCAGUGGAGAUGCAGCUGCGACAUUAUGAAACGCAGCAGAAACAGUUCCAGCAGCUUCAUAAAGACUGGGAGCGAUCAAUGAACCAACAGUGGCAGCAUCAGCUUCAAACCUAUCCUCACAAAGACCAACUUCAGGAGUAUGAGAAGCAGUGGAAAGCAUGGGAUGAACAGAUGAAGGUCACUCAGUCCCAUCUGCAGGAGAAAGUGAGCUCACUCCAAAAUUUGAAGAAUCAGUAUCCUGCAAAUGUUUCACUUCCGCCUCCAUUUGUUCCAUAUUCCCAAUCUGCUCAGGGUGGCAUUCCUGUUAUGCCUCCAACUUUGCCUUCAACUACACCUCCACUGGUGCCCCCACCUCUGUCUUCUGUAUCUCAGUUAUCCAGCUCCUCUGUCCCUUCAGGAUCCAGUUCUCAAAGUGGUCAAUCUACUGAAACACCAAGGCCAGCUCUGCUUCCCACUCCUGGUACCUAUGCAUCAAAAAUAUCUAGUUCACCUGUGUAUUCAGCUUACCAUUCUCAAGGAAGUUCAUCCUUCAGCUCUUCAGACCAUGGAAAGUCUCAAGUUCACCAUAAUAAACAAACUGAGCAAGGAUGUGGGGAGCUGAGAACCCCUUCUGCAUUGUCUUCAACAUACACACCUACUGUGCAGGAUAAACCAGUGAGAUCAGGUGGAUUGCUUCCAGAUCCUCCCAGAUCAGCACGUUUUGAAGGCCCUAGAGGUCCUCGAUUUGAUGGACCUCGAGGAAGAGGAUAUGACAAAUUUGAAGGCUCAAGACCGAGAGGGCCCCGUUUUGACUCCCAGCGCUCAGAAGGACACAGGUCACGUUUUGACCGACAGAAUACCGAUGGACAGCAUACGAGUAGAUGGGGCAAUAUCCCACGUGGACCAGCAGGACAAUUUUAUACCUCCCAAAAUACAUCACAUGCACAUGGUUCUCGACCUGGUGGUCCACGGUGGAGGGGGCCUAGGCCUCAUUUAGGACAGCAGCAGUCACAAACAGACUCAAGAUCAGAAAACAAAGAGCCUUUUACAGACAUAGCUGGCAAUCAGCAGACUGUAAGUGGAACGCAAUCUCCUCCUGAUGUGAAGAGUACCAGUUCUGUUGAGCCAAGUGAAGACCUGGCAAACACUCAACAGGAACCAUCCAAAGCUGAAGUUAAAGAAACCACUUCAGACCCUCCUAAAAAGUGGACGUGGAGUUCACAUGAUCCUAACGAGCAAGUAGAAGAGUCCAAAGCAAGUACUUCACCUAUUCCAAACCAGAAUUCAACAUCCCUUUCUGGUAACUCUGCAGCUUUGCAGUCAGGUGUUGCAAGGACAGGAGGUGCAGUAACCCCUGUAACAGGAAAUGAGGAUCUGGAUUCCACAGACAGUCAGUUGCUUGAUUCAGAUAGUACCCAGGGCCUACCUGGGCCAGAAGGCAGAGGGAAGGGGUCUUUUAUGCAUGAAGAUAGAGGCAAGGGGCAUAUGAACAGAGGAAGAGGACAGGGCAGAGGACAGGGAGAUGGCCGUGGCUGGGGAAUGGGCCGUGGCAGAGGCAUGGGCAGAAUGGAUGGCAGAGGCAUGGGCAGGAUGGACGGCGGCCGGGGAAUGGGAAGAAUGGAUGGUGGCUGGGGAAUGGGCAGGAUGGAUGAUGGCCAUGGCUGGGGAAUGGGCAGGAUGGACGAUGGCCGUGGCAGAGGAUAUGUGUACAGAGGCAGAGGGCAGGCUAGGCAGGCAUCCAUCCGUGGCAGGGGCAUGUUCAGGAGAGCAGGCAGCAGGGAGAGGAUGCCAGAUGGGCGGUCGGGAAGCAGGGAGAGGAUGCCAGAUGGACGAUCUGGCAGCCGAGAGAGGACAAUGGGUGGCCGAUCUGAUAGCCGGGAGAGGGUGAUGUCUAGCCGAGACAGAGAGCUGGCUGGGCGGCCGGGCAGCCGGGACAGGGGACAGCGGGCAGGCAGCCGUGAAAGAGGCCCUGUCAGACGGGCAGGCAGCAGGGAGAGGGAGCCCAUGCGAAGGGCAGGCAGCAGGGAGAGGGAGCCCAUGCGGAGGGCAGGCAGCAGGGAAAGAGUCCCAGUCAGGCGGGCAGGCAGCAGGGAGAGGGUCCCUGUUAGGAGGGCAGGUAGUCGUGAGAGAGGUCCUGUUAGGAGGGCAGGUAGUCGUGAGAGAGGUCCUGUCAGGAGGGGGGAUAGCCGGGAGAGGGAAGCAGGAGGCAAUAUGGAUAAACCAAGUCACCUAGGAGAUGACCCUGACAACAUGCCUCCUUACCAUCGAGAUGAGACACUCAGGGGUUCUUGGAGUCAUGAAGAUGAGAGAAUGCAUGAGGAAUUUCCUAUGGAUAGUAGAGAUGACCCUUCAAUGGAGCACGAGCAUUUGGAUGACUGGGAAAGAGAACGAUACUGGAGAGAUCACAACUCUGAUUAUCAGGAUGAUUCUGUAGAUCCGUAUGAUAGAGAUGACAGGCUGCCAUCUCACCAUUCAAUGCCUCCAUUAUCUCCACUACCACCACUACCUCAUUUAUCAUCUGAUCAUGACAGACGAGAUUCAUGGUGGGAUGACUGGAAAAGGCCAAGGGAGAGGGAACUAGAAAGAGAUCUGGAUAGGACUGGAAGAUCCUCAGAUAUUUAUGAUCAAGAUUUGGACAGAGAAUGGGAUAAUAGAGACUGGGACAUGAGACCUAUGGAUGACAGAGAAAUGGGGAAUCGUGACCUGGAUAUUCCCCCUCUACCACCACUACCACCACUUCCACCUCUGGACAGAUAUCGUGAAGACAGGUGGAGAGAGGAUAGGAAUAGAGACCAUUAUGACAGAGACCUCCGAGACAGGGGUGAGCUGAGAAUUCGAGAGUAUCCAGAGAGAUAUGACACGUGGCGGGAGAAACAAGACUUUGUUCCUGAAAUGAAUGAUUGGGAGAGGGAACGGUUGUCAGAUAGGUGGUAUCCAGAUGAUGGAGACAGAGUACGAUCUUUGGAUGGUCAGCUGGAUUCAUCCCUUCUUCCACCUUCACAUUCCUCUGAUAUGCUGGGAACAGAUUCCAGCCUGGACUCAGAGCAGUCCUUGGGGGGAGUGAUGGUCCUGAGCCAAAGACAGCAUGAAAUAAUUCUGAAAGCUGCCCAGGAGCUCAAAAUGCUUCGAGAGCAAAAAGAACAGCUGCAAAAGUUGAAAGAGUUUAAACCUGACAUUUCCACGCAGGACCCUCCGAGAUCACAGAACACAGGCACAAGGCCAGGUGCCUUUCAGGAACGCUGGGAUGAGGAUUCUUUCCACGGACUCUGGGACACAAAUGAGGAUAAAGGAGCAAAUAUGGAUUAUGAAUUACGUAAACAGGAGUCAAUGAUGCCUCCACCAGUGUCCUCGCCUGUGAAAGUACCUGCUGUUCACACCUCUGUUCCGUCAGCUGUACCAGGAUCAAUUCCUCCAGUUAUUCCACCGGUUCCUAAAGCACCUGUAAUUCAACAAACUGUGGAUUAUGGCCAUGGGCGAGAUAUAACCACCAGUAAAGUGGAACAGAUUCCAUAUGGGGAGAGGGUAACUCUGCGUCCAGAACCUCUACCAGAGAGACAAACAUUUCAAAAAGAGCACCCUGGUCGUUACAACAGAGAAAGAGACCGUGAGCCCUAUUUUGAGCGUCAAGGCAACUCAAACACGGAUCACAGGGAUUUCAAGAGGGAGAGGGAAUUGCACAGAGACCGCAGUUCUGUGGACUAUGACCGAGAGAGAUUUGAAAAAGAGCGUCAUCCCCGAGACGAUAGGAUUCUUCCUACUGCACCGUCAAGGACUCAGUCUUACCGUGACAAGAAAGACCAUCCCUCCUCCAGGAGGGGCGGAUUUGACCGACCGCCGUAUGAACGAAAGACAGAUCGUCCAGCGUAUGAUCACGGGCCUUCCAUGUUUGGAGAAAAUUCUUCUGUCCAAUCACUGGAAUUUGAAGGUGAUCGUAGAAAUUACCCUGAGGAAAGGAUUCCUAUUUCUGCUCCAUCAAUGCCCCGUCAGCCACCACCUGCUCCACGAGUGGAAAGGAAGCCAGAAUCCAAAAAUGUAGAUGAUAUUUUGAAGCCACCAGGACGAGAUAGCAGGCCAGAGAGGAUUGUAAUCAUCAUGAGAGGGUUGCCUGGCAGUGGAAAGACACAUGUAGCAAAACUCAUCAGGGAUAAGGAAGUAGAGUGUGGAGGACCUGCACCAAGGGUGCUCAGCCUGGAUGACUAUUUCAUCACUGAGGUAGAAAAGGAAGAGAGAGACCCAGAUACAGGGAAAAAAGUAAAAAAGAAGGUGAUGGAAUAUGAAUAUGAAGCUGAUAUGGAAGAGACUUAUCGUACCAGCAUGUUUAAAACUUUCAAAAAGACAUUGGACGAUGGCUUCUUCCCCUUCAUCAUCCUUGAUGCUAUCAAUGAUAGAGUGAGACAUUUUGAGCAGUUCUGGAGUGCAGCAAAAACCAAGGGUUUUGAGGUGUACUUGGCUGAAAUGAGUGCAGAUAACCAGACCUGUUCCAAGAGGAAUAUUCAUGGACGCAAGCUAAAGGACAUCAGCAGGAUGUCUGAUCACUGGGAGGCAGCACCACGUCACAUGAUGCGUCUGGACAUUCGUUCUCUGUUGCAAGAUGCUGCUAUUGAAGAGGUGGAGAUGGAGGAUUUUGAUGCAAAUAUUGAAGACCAGAAAGAAGAAGCCAAAAAGGAUACAACAGAGGAAGAAGAAAGUGAACUGGGUUACAUUCCGAAAAGCAAAUGGGAGAUGGACACUUCUGAGGCAAAGCUAGACAAGCUGGAUGGUUUGCGGACUGGCACUAAAAGGAAACGUGACUGGGAAGCAAUUGCCAGCAGAAUGGAAGAUUAUCUGCAGCUUCCAGAUGACUAUGAUACACGUGCUUCUGAACCUGGAAAGAAGAGGGUGCGGUGGGCAGACCUAGAAGAAAAGAAAGAUGCAGACAGGAAAAGGGCCAUUGGUUUUGUUGUUGGACAAACAGAUUGGGAGAAGAUAACAGAUGAAAGUGGUCAUCUUGCAGAGAGAGCCCUCAACCGCACCAAGUAUAUAUGAAAAAGUGGUUAAUUGGGAUUUUGUGCCUUUAAGGCCACUUGCUCUGAGGAGAUGUGAACCAGGGUGUCAUGAGCAUCUUGCAUGGGUCAUGUCACUCCCACCUUCACAGUUUUCAUUUGUUAUUUUAGUUUCAGCAAUUUUUUGAGAUAUUGGCAAAUAACCAGUGCCCUCAAAAAAAAAAAAAAUCCCACUGCUCCUAAAUGAGAGAAACAGUUUACUUUUUAAUAUUUUUGGAGGGGAGGGAGGGGGAGGGCCAGUAGUUUUAGCUGCUGUUAGUGGGAUAAAGUGGAAGGAUUAGACGGAUGUUACCUCCACUGUACUGUCACAGAAUGUUUUAUCACCUUUGCUUUGUUGCCGUUCUCGUUUUAUACUGUAUGUACCUUGUAGCUUAUUGUAUUAGGAAGCAGAACAAUAAAUUUCACUAUAAACUCUGUGUUCUUGGUGGACCAUACAGCAUGGAUUUUGUUUCACCUUUUAAUGUGGUGCGUGUCUUCACAUGUUGACAGUACUCAGAACUGUCCUUACCUGGGAGAGGUGCUGUGCUCAUAUUCUGGAAUGUGUCCUGUCUUCUAGGUUGAUCACCCACUCUUUUUCUCAUAGACAGCUCUAGUAAGGCCUCAGGUUUUGCUGGCUUUUAGAAAUUACACCAUACUCUUCCUCCAUGGUGGAGAGCAGAAAUGAUCAUUUUCUGGAUCCUAGUUUCUCAGUUAUGUCAAAUUUCCAUUAGUACAUGAGUAUAAAUUGUUUUGGAUGGCUCUGAAAUACUCAUAGUAGUAAUGUAUGAAGAACGUUUAUUUAAUGCUAAACUUGAAAACAAGUACUACAGAGUUCUGUGGAGAGCAGUCUAGAAAAUUGAUUCUGAUCUUACUGUGUCUUUUAGUGAAUGCUGAUCCUUACCAGGGCUUUUCAUUCCAUUCAUAAGUCUACUGUGUUGUAGAGAAACAUCUUUAAAAGAAGCAACAAAGACCAAAUACUAUGACCCUCUAUUCUUUUAAUAAAUGCUUAACUUGCUGAAAAAGAAAAAUAAUACUCCACAGUAUAAAACUGAUAAAAAAUUCUUCAUAGCUGGCGGCAUUCCACUUCUGCAUAGUAUCACAGGUUUACUGGUGAAAACUUUGUUUUGCCCACUCAAGUUUUGAAGGAAAUACCUCUUGUUAACAAUGUCAUAACCAGUCAAGGUGUUUAAAUCUGGAAAUAAUUGUUAUUUUUGUGGUGAACUAAAAUCUUUAUCCUAAUCUUUUAGAGGGAAGCAAUCAGAGUCCUGAAUUUCCUUCUUUGCUACUCUUUGUUGCUCUGCUGAGCAAUCGUAUUGUGUUUCCUUUCUAGAUUGGGAAAUCAGCUGUUUCUGAUGUGGCAGUAGUUCAUGCCAUUAAGAAGAGCAAGUGGUGCUAAGGGUGGUUGUGUUUGCCAUUCUAAUGAUUUAGUUUAUUGGGCAUUUGUCAGCUUUGUCUGUGCUGUAUGAUUGAAACCUCUUUGGAAAGGAGUGUAUGAGUAUAUGAACUUGCUCUGCCCUGAAUGUUUUUAAUACAAGAAAAUCAAGCUUCCUUAAUACAGAAACAGAAUGUAAAGAAUGUGUGCUUUUUUCUGUAUGUAUACUAUGAUGUAGCAUAUAUACUGUCGUUUUAAAUGUUGCCAAAUAUUCUUUGAAUUCUGAUUGAGAGUUGUAUAGGAGAAACAUAGUUAACAAAAAAAAACCCUAGACUUUGUGUAUUACCGUGGAAAUCCAGCACAUUUCACUUCAGGGAAGCUUCUCUCUCAAGUACAUGUCAAAUGGUUUUCAACCUACUGUAAGUACUCUGUAACAAAACUAGAGUUCUUGUGACACCCCACUGUUAUGAUUUGAUGCCAUUUCUUGACUUGAUUAUUGUUUUAUCUGUAUUUCUAGUGGUAAGCAUAAACCAUGACCUUUUCUGACACCUUCUUUCCAGGCUAAAUAAUAUUUCGUUAAAAAUAUUUACUACUUUUAACAAUUUUGAAAAGUAUUUCAGCAGAUAACACUCAGAGGGAUCAUGCUGAAUUUAUUCUGUGGUGAACACAGUUAAAGAGAUAGAGAAUUAACAUAAAGUUAUGAUUUAUUCUGAUAAGCAAAUGUAUAAAUUCUCAAAUUUAGGUCAGAAUUUCAUCUGUUAAAACAGCUUAGGAGCUGUUGACGUUUUUGCUGACUCCCUUUCCAUUGCCAUGCCACAUAGAACUCAUUAAGUGAACUUCACCAUCUGUUUCAUUUGGUUUGAAUGUUUAGCAGGUCAGUCUUCUAUCUGCUUUAUGCGAAGUGGCUCUCAAAGAAAAUAACGUUUUGCCAGAAUUGCACCCUGUAACAGAUUCUGUGUACUCUAGUUUUUCAUUGAAUGAAGAAAUCAAACAAAAAAAAUGAGAAAUUCAUCUUUCCUGCUGGCAGAACUGAGAAAAGCACAGGACUGUCCAACUAGGUUUAUGGUUGUCAGAGCUUGAUGAUCAGUGAUUUCUCUUUUGUCUGGAAAAGCCUUUGCUGCAGAAACCAGUAAGGCUUGAUCAUGAUUUAAUUCUUUCUCAUCUGCUCUCUGAUACUGGCAUUAGAACCUCUCACUGCAUUGAACAGAAAAAAAUGCCCUCUUUCACUGUUGGCUAGCUAGGAAAAUUUGCACCUGGCACUUCCAAAUAAUGAUUCUUCUUUGACUCUACAUACAAUUGUGUUAACUUUGAAUUGGACUGUUUCUGUGUAGCGCAGCACAUCUAAAAAUAAAACCUUACACAAAGUUAUCAAUUACUGCAGAAUUGAGCUACUACCUCUUAAGCAAAGGUGACUGUUUUAAAGAGUAUUUUCUGGGAUUUACUAUUUCUUAUGGCACUUCAGUUUUUCUCAAGACUAUCUCCUUUGUUAAGAAUAUUGGAACUACCUACCUCAUGGAAGAAAUACAUGGGCUUUUUACAACGGAACUUGCAACCUAAGACAUGAUGUGAGUAUAUUGGUAGAGCUUAGUUGUCAUUUUUUGCUAUCUUGUGUGUUUAGUCUAGGAUUGCUCAUUAAGCAUAUUGGCCUGACUGUGGUAUGCAAGGGUAAAAACCCACCAUAUACUAUUACAUCACUUCUGGAAAUUUCGUGGUUGUCUCUUUCUUAAAUGUUUACAUCAACAUAGACAACCCACCUUGCAUUAUUAGUUCCCUGUCCUUAAAGGAGAAGAGCUGGCGGUUGGUACAAGUUGGAUCUCCACUUUCCUUGCCUGUCUGUUUGGAAACAAUGUGUUGUUGUUAAUGUCUGUUUUUUAAGGUCUUGCCUUAACUAUUUUCUGAAGCCUUUUGAUUAUGAAGAGUAAUUAUUUGUAAUUUAAAUUGGAAAGGAUACUUCCAGCAGAAAAAUAGUCUCUUUGGUUAGUGUGCUUUGAAAUUAGAAGAACAAGACCUCAGGCCAAAAUAUGUUUUUCCAAAUUUGAGAAGAUCUCUGGAACACUCUGAGAUUCCUUUUGAAAGGAAUGAAGUAAUUCAGCCUGUAGGACAGCACGUUGCCCACUAAACAACUUUGUAGUUAACAGAAGAAAAGUAUUAUUUGCCAAUAUAAAUCCACUUAUUUAUUGUGGCUAUCAUGACUUGUUACAUGCCCUUUGGACUCAAUUUCCCAUAGCAGAUUGUGCAAUGUUAUUAAUAUUACUGCCAUGAAAUUAUGGAAACACAAUAUUGAACGAACCUCAGGACAUGAAUAAAUGGUUGGUCUGAGAUGAACAUAAAUUGAACGUUUUGCUUUGAAAUUCCUAAUAUUUCUGCCAGUUAACUAACUGAAUUAAUUGGACUGAAACUCAGGAUCUCUCUUGGAGUGUUGUUACUCAGCGUAUGUUGACUGGAAAGGGGAAGCAGUGCUGAGAGUCUUUGUGUGUGACACAUGCAGCUGGUCUGCAUCCUCAAGAAGUCAAAUGCUGGUAGGUGUGUUGCUCUUCUUAUUAAGCCUCUCUUCGUUAUUUAUUGUUUCCCAGAUUAGUUUUGGGAAACAAAGUUGCAGUACUUCACUUGAUCCACGGACAGUUUGGGAUCAAAUAAAAAUAUAACCUGCAUACCAUGAGAUAAAGUGUUUGAGGAACAGAGAUGGCCGUUUAAAUUGAGAUCCACACAUCUGCAGCAUGAAUUGUAAGUGGAUAAAAAGAAAUUCAAGUUCUUAAGGUGCCAUGAAACACUGAUUUUAGUUAGUUGUCCUGAAGUAGAAAUGAGAAGGAAAUUCCCUAGAAUUUAAAAUAUUAAUGGCACGAUUCUCUUUAUUUUGCGCCUGUAAGGCAAUCUUCAUUACUCCCAUGAAACUUGAUUCAAUGUAGAUUUCUCAUUUGCUCAUUCAUUCCUACAGAUGAGAGUCAAAAUCAUUCUGCAUGCAGCUUUUCCACAUAACUUUUCUGAUUUAUGCUCAAGAUUAAUCACUUCCUUUUUCACAGUGAAAUUCUUUUGUUUCAUUCUUGCCAGUAGAUUUUUCUAGUGAUUAUGAAAUCUUUCUACCACUUCAGAAAUUCUGGCGUAUUGGAUCUGCAGUCUGGAGCCUUACACCUUCCUAAUGUAUGUAGGCUGGAGAAUUGCUAAUGACAGUAUUUGAUGUGGAUUAUUGCUUUUUAGCUGAUUAAUGUUGUUUGGGAGCAGAAUAUGCUCUUCUGUUCAUGAUUUUGCUUAAACGAAGGUAAGCAUAAGUAGUACUGUUGCUGCACACACACACAAGAGUUACAGAGAAUUAAGGGAUAACUGAAAGUGUUUGAAGUAGUUGAUGUUUUCAAUUUUGUGUUAGAUUUCUAGUCAGGGAUCUCUGAUCUCUUUGAAUUUUAGGAUUUAGAGUUUAAAAUGAAAAUCCUUAAAGCUGUCUGGAUGGAUAUUUUUUUCCUUGAAUUUUUCUAACUUGUGGAAGACUCGCAUGGAAUCUCUAGACCUUUCUCUGGGGUUUGUAUUUCAGAAUUUGAAUCAUUCAAGUCUUUCUCUGUAUUGCUUCUGUUGUAUUUGUGCGCAGGGACUACAUUUAUUUCUUCAGCUGGUUGGGAUAAGAGUAUAUCAGUGGAUGUUCAGCUUUACACAGGAAGUUUCUGACAUACUUUAUUUGGAUGGCAUCCAAACUGUCUGGUAUAAACCCUGUAUUCAUACCUGACGUUGCACUUAACAGUCUCGGGGGAAUACAUGAAGACCCCUUCGGUUAUUAACUGUUUUCCGGUUCUUGAAAUGUUGCUGUCUUUAGAGGGAAGUUGUAACUGCAGUGUUUCUUGAGCGGGAAUGUUUUGACAGGUAGGUAAUACAGGCAAUGACUUUGAUUUGGAACUGCAUGCUACGUGGAAGGGAAGGUAUCCAAAGCAGCAUGUAACAAUUACCUUUUUAUUCAGUUUUUGUGUCACAUAAACAGCAACAGAGUUUUCUUGACCACUGUUGCUGAUCCAGGUGGAAGCCUUUUCUCUUGUAGCUUAUUUCUUCUGAAUAUACUAUAUUGUUGUUCAAAGCACAGAAAACAUAACGUUGCUGAUGGACAAGUGUGUCAGUCUACAGUGUUUCAAUCUAUCAUUCAUUGUGGAUGCUGAGAACUCUUGUGCAAGUCAUCAGAUUACCGGUGUUCUUUGAGGUGUUUGCUUUUCCAUUUUCUUUGAACUGAAGUUGCCAAAUUCUUUUAUUUGAAGAUGUGGACAAAUUAACUUAUCUGAUAGAUCUCAUUGUACUCUUCAGUUUGAAUCACCAGGAAUCAAGAUUUUUAGGUAAUGACAACCAGAUGGCACUGAAGCUUUGUUUUCAUGUUCGCAUUUGAUUGGAGAGAAAACAUAAGUCUGAAAUUAUUUCCAUCAUCGUUAUAUUUUUGUGGUUUCAUAUUGCCCACUACAAUCUUAAACUAUUAACUUCUACUUUUUGAAAGAAAAAGCUACCACUUUUCCAUGGAAAAAAAGUUCAGUGGUUAAACAUUGCACGUUAAACCUACAUACUGCAUAAAUACGGAACAAGGUCUUCAGUCUGCCUUAACGAGAGGUAUCAAAAUGAAAUUCUCUCUUUAUAUCCUGCCAAAACAUUUGACAACAGCUGACAUCUAAUGAAAACUGGGAUUUAACUUGCUAGUAGCUGCAUUUGGUUUGUGGAGUCUAAGUAUAUUGUAGGAAUAAACAAUUUUGUUUUGAAACCUUCUAAGGUUUCUUACUGAAUCUUUCACUUCUUUCUUCUUGGAACAAAGAAAAAAAUGAUUUGGAAUGAAGAAAAAAUAAGGGUGAAUAUCCAAACCACAGCACAGAAGUGUUACUUCUGAUCCAAUUUCAAGAUAAAAUAUUAAGUAACUAUAAUGAAUGAAAUGUUAUGUUCUUAUUUUGUGUUUGAGACAACACCUUACUUCCUUUGCAAGAGUUGGAAGACCAACACUCACCUGCAGUUACUCCACACAGAAGGAGCACAUGAAUUAACAACUGCGCAUUCUGUUGAGGUUAGAAGGGCAUUAUAUCACCUGUAAGUGUAAAAACAUUAAUUUUUAAAAGCAUCAACAAAGGACGCUCAGCUGUAGACAAGAACAAGCUGUUUCUGUGGAGUUCAUGAAGAAGAGCCCUGCUUGUUCCUGUUUAUCUAAGCACAGAACUUCAGAUCGAUCAGAGAUUGGGCUUGAGACAGACAUCUGUCUCAAGGAAACACAUGAAACACUGACAUGGACAAUUUGAACAACUUUGAAAUGCAUGAUGUACGACAUACGUAGUGUACAUUUUGCAGUGGGCACUUCAUUGCUGAGGAAUGUGAAUACCCUUUUCCAAGGGUUUUACAAUCUGCUUAUUCCUCUUCUAGGAAUAUAAAGGUUUGUAUCUCCCUUCCCUUCUCCUAGCAGGCAGCAACAAUCUGCAAUAAAGCUGAUGGGAUGGACCUAAGGAAACUUGGGUGUAAGCUUCCUCAGUCUUACAAGUCUGUCUGCUGUUGCCUCAGUGCCACAUAUGUGCUUCAGAUGCAGUUUGAGAAGAUGGUUCAGAGAACCUUUAAUCAGUUUGUUGACAAAUCUGUAGGGGCGAGUCACGGUGAGUAUGCAGCGCUGGUGGCAGUGUGCUGGUACUGCACAACUAUCUCCUACUGAAAGAUAAGCCUGGAGCAAAACAAAAAUCUGGUUAAAAAGGUAGACUUACCUCAGUCAAGCCAGAAGUGACUGUUUGGCUCUGGUUCAAUUUGGGGAAUUGAUGAAACCUGUGACCCUCAGUGAUGAUUGUUUCUCCAGCCCACCUCUGUCAGUUGUGUCCAGUACUGGGCUGUAGAAGAUCAUCUCAGUGCUGUGGCUUUCCAUCUUCUUUCAUGUCUAAGCUACAUUUAUAAUGCACUGCAUUGAAGGAGUAUCCAGAAGUUGACUGGCAUGAUUUGUGUUUUGCUAAAUCUGAAAACACCGACCAUGCCACACUGACACAUUGUGUUCUUUGAUGGUUUACUGGAUUCUGCAACAAAUCCUACUCUUGAAUUCCAUCUCAAAAGCCACAAUUGUUCCGCCCAGUGCAGUAGCAUCCAGAGAGAAGUUCUUUGGUAGUGUCUGCUGUGCUUGGACAGUCUCCAAGUGACUGUCCUUCCUCUCAGAGUAUUGCAGAAGUUCUCUUUAUUCAGACACUUUUUUCUCCAUAUCUCAUCUCUUUUGGUGAUAAAGUCUGUAAACAAUAAGUACAUGUGCUGUGUUCUUCUAAUGGGCAGUUGUGUAUCAUGCCUCAUCAAACAGAACCUCAGAAAUAGACAUUAUUUAUAAAUCUGCACAGUUGAUGCUUAGUCCAAGGCUGGUGAUGCCGUGACUGCACUUGUGCAGGAGUGCUUCAUCGGGGUGUUCUUAUUCGCAGAUGGGUUGAUUUUAAGUGCUGUUCCCUUGGAAAAUAUUCUUUAUGCGGUCCUGAAUCGGUCUCUUAUUUAGAUGAGUCCUUUAGAUUGAGACUUUGAUAUAUGAAUUCCUCCAGUUUAAGAGUUUUCUUAUUCUAAGAUGUGUCAUUUAUCUCUUGCAGCAGUCAUUAAUUUUCCUUCUGUGGACUAUUUUGGCAUUUCCUUUAUCGUAGUUUGUCCUUAUCUAUGUGCAUCAAGAUGAAGAAAGUCUCUUUUCAACAGCUAAAGACCCUAGUGAAUGUAGAUGUACAGGAGAGACAAAAGAUGUGCCUCUCUCCUUAUGUGCAGUUAGGUUUGUUGUUGUUAUUUUCUGUAUUUUCUGCAUUUUUCUAUAAGCCAUGACCAAAUGUAUGAUCCAGCUCAUCUGUAUAUCUCAUAAAACUUAAAUAAAUGUGUGAUGCUGAAA
Messenger RNA from Numida meleagris (helmeted guineafowl), 14644 nucleotides. RefSeq names its product YLP motif containing 1 (gene YLPM1). The record is from RefSeq and is a predicted model, not a curated record. The coding region runs from base 34 to 6456 and encodes 2140 amino acids. Gene Ontology annotation, biological process: regulation of telomere maintenance. Lineage: Eukaryota; Metazoa; Chordata; Aves; Galliformes; Numididae. Gene Ontology annotation, cellular component: nucleus. The transcript has 21 exons.